AUGGAAGAUAUCCCCAAGUGGGAUUUUGGGCAACAGCCCAAGGGAAUAAAUCCGGUCCCGGCGGAUUUUAUUCCCUUCUUUUCCACCACCGGGAACACUCGUGUCGACGCCGACAAGAUCUCGCUCAGUUUUGACUUGGCUGCUCCGACAUCUCGCACUCGAGGUGCGGCUUGGGAUCGUGUCCCAACGCUUUCCACUGCAAAUGGGAAGAACCGCUCGAUCAUGAAGCGAGUUCCCAUUUGCAACGAGCGCAAGCAACCUUCACCUUUCACGAUCCUUCCUCAGGUCAAUUUUGUGAUCCCAAACACCCGCGAAUCCAUCGCUUUUGACGAACUUCUCCCUCGCAAGGUUCGACGUGGUUCCAAGUACGAGCCUAUCUCUAGUGAAGCGGCCUACUCGGGCAACGCCAUGAGCCAUGCCUUCAUGGUUAGCGAACUCAUGGUCGCAACCACAAACGUCGCCAACAACUUCAUGUACACCUCCUCCUGCACUUCCUACGAAGACCGACGAGCUGCCCGCAACGGUAUCUGCCAGAUUACCCCCUUCAAGCGACGCGCCGAUGUUCACAACAACAAGCCCGACGUUCCUAUCAUGCUUACUCCCACCGGUGGUAACAAGCUUGGCUUUUACUACAAGGUCCUCCCUAUGAUCAAGCGAGCCUACUCUCGUGGUAUGAAGGAGGUUGAUCUUGCUACUGCUUCUAUGACCGCGCUCGGUUCUACCCUGCGACGAGGCCGCCGAAACCCUCGCCAGCCACUUGCUGCCUUUGGUGGUUCAGAUCUUUCUGACAUCAUUGACGAAUCCGAACCCGAAAGCCCUACCGUCGUUCGUGAGCCUGUCCUCAAGUUUGAGUCCCGUUCGCCAGCCAAGCGUAUCGCUCGACUUACAAACCCAUUCUCCAAGUCCACCCCUCGUGGCAACCGUCUUGCUCAAGGUUUUGUCAAGCUUGUUCCUGGCCUUUCUCGUGGAGGUUUCUCUACUCCCGUCAAGUCACGAUCUUCUCCUGUCCCCCAGACUGCCAGCCCUGUCCAUGACUACGCUGUUGCUUCCCUUCAGUACUCCCCCGCUGCAUCUGAUGACGAGGAUUAUGCUUCUCCUUCCAAGGAAGGCUCACCUGAACCUGCCGAAGACCUGUCUUCUCUUCUCAGCCCCGGUCGCACUUUCCGCGUUCCAUCCGAGUUUGACUCUUCUUCUAUUAAUGGUGAUGAGAGCACUCGAGGUCCUCCCUCCACCCCCAACAAGUCCCCUGUGAACCACUUUCGUCCCAUCGGUCCCACUCCCUCUCGUUGGAACCGAGACGAGCCCUCUACCCCGUUCACACCCGUGCCCCAGACUGCUACUGCUGCUACUCCCGGCGAGACUGACAGCCCUAUUGGCCUCUAUGCUCUGCUUCCAGACACCCCCAAGGCCCCUGCCUGCACCUACGAGACCCUCAGCGGUACUGACUCGAUUGACUUUGGCGGUGCAUCAGCUUUCGAAAGCUCUCUCUCUUGGAUGAACACUUCUGCCCAAGCCACUGAACAAGCUCGUUCUCAGAUUGUCAACCAAUCUCGUCGUCGCCGCAGUGAGCCUCUUCUCAUCAAGUCUGUCUUGAACCAAGCUCGUCGCCGAUCAGCUUCUCCCCAAAAGCUCCGAUUCAAGGCCGAUGACACCUUCCAGGACGUUAUUUCUAUCGCGUCGCUGUUCGACAUUCCUACUUCUCUUGAUGACACCGACCUUGCUCCUGUUCAGACUGUCGACACACCCGACGCUAUUGUCUCUGAUGAAAUUACAAUGGAAGAACCUGCACCCAUUGAACCCAUCCAUGACACCAACGUCGCUCCUGUUGAGUCUGCACCUGAAUCCAUCCAGACUGAGUCUGUCGAGAACGAAUCCACCGAUGAUGGUGCUGUCUCUGAGAUUCUGCCUAUUGAGGCUGUUCAUGACACCAAUGCUAGUGACGCUACCGCUGUUCACGAUGAAAUAACAGAUGGCCCUGAACCCAUUGCCGUCGCUGAUCACGACAACGUCGCUGCUGAUGUCAACGAUGCUGAAGUUGAUGAACAAAUGGAAGACUCUGUACCCAUUGCCACCGACAACGACAACGUUGACGAGAUCAUCGAUGAACCUCCUAUCAACGAGCAGUCCAUCGUCCAGAUCGAUGUGCGAGAGAAUCCAGAUAUCUUUGGCGCUAACCCUUCAUCUCCCCCCGCUCCCAUUCAGAGCUUGUCUCGCAUGGCUAAUGAUGCUUGUAAUGGCCUCGCUAAUGUCGUCGUCACCGAGGAGGACGGCAGACUCUUUGUCCGAUUUAAGUUGUCGGCCGAGCACGCCCACAUGUUCCCAGCCAGCCAGGGUUUCGAGGACAAUGAUCUUACAUUUUCACCAUCAGCGUUGGCGACCACUCCCAAGACUAAGACCAUCUCUCAUCAAGAGGACUCCGAUCUCACAUUCUCUCCGUCUGCAUUGGCAUCCACCCCGAAUACCAAGAGCAACACUCGCCCACUUGCAUCUACGCUUCAGUCUAACUCUUCUCCUGUACCAUUUGCUACGCCGGAAUUGCCGCCGUAUUACGAUAAUACACUAGUAUUUGGAUCGCCUCCUGUCGCUACCACUCCUCGGCCUACAUCUACCCAGCGUGUGACACGCCGCCAAAGCGCGAUGAUUCCUCUCAAGAGAGCUACUACCAAUGCUUUGGAAGCUGCGAAUCGAACGCCUGCUGAGACCACUGAACCUAACCACACGACACCUAAGUUCGAGAGUUCGGUCUUCACGAAUGACGAUACUACUAUUGUCUUUCCCUGGCCAGAUGUAGAGGAUAGCCCUGCUCGAUCCCGACCACGAACCCAGGCUGCUGCUCCUGUCACCGAGCCCGCAACACCCAAGUUUGCAACGCCAGCUGCUGAUAACGCUGAUGAAACUCUUGCUGUUUCAUUGGCAGACGUUGAGGAUUCUCCCAUCCAGUCGAACACAAGUACUGGAAUUGUCCCUGCAGAGGAAAGCCCGAAUCGCGCGUUUAUGCGUGACUUCAUCAGACAGACCCGACAGCCCACUACCACAGAGUCUGGCUCUCCCACCACUCCCGCUGCGACCCGAAAGCCUCUCGGAGACAGAAGCCCUAACAGGGGUACCCCGUUGAUGGCCAAGCGCAAGCACGAGGAUGAGGACGAGGAAGAUGACAAGCCUUCGCCCAAGAAGGCCAAGGUCGAGGCCACACCCAAGGGCAAGGCUGCCCGAAUGAAGUCAAACCUCACCAUCGACAUGGUCGACCUCCCCGAGACUCAGGACACAGAGUCGUCGGUUCCCACCCCCGGCGAUACCGCCAACGCCCAGGCCGUAUCCCCUCCCCGCCGGUCCUCACGCCUCCGAGCGACCGGUGGGCCCAAGUCUUCGCUCCCAACCCCAAUCAAGCUCUCUCGAGCUGGGGCCGGGCGUGCUUCCUUGACGCGGAAGCCACGCUCGGAGGAGCAGGAGUUGGACCGCAAGACGCGGUCCAACACCAAGAAGAACAUGGGCGACGCUGAGUCCCCGGCCGAGGUCCUGACUAGAAUCAAGGACCAGUCCGAGGAGGACUCGGACGUCGGAGAGGGAUCGGCCGGCGGGCGACGCGUGGGGUGGAAGGACCCCUUGGAGAAGAUCCAGGGGUCAAGCCCCAAGAAGAAGGCGACCCGGAGCAAGACUGGGGUGACAAAGCCCAAGGCGACGCGGGCUGCCAAGGUGGCGGAGGGACCCAAGUCCCAACGCGUGACGCGAUCUCGCGCACGCGGUGGGGCUUGA
Fusarium venenatum is the source of this 3753-nucleotide messenger RNA. NCBI's taxonomy places the organism in Eukaryota, Fungi, Ascomycota, Sordariomycetes, Hypocreales, Nectriaceae. The record is from RefSeq and is a predicted model, not a curated record.